UAUUUAUUUUCAUAUUGGUUUGGUUCUACAAUGGACCGAAUUGAUUUUAAUUUUGCUCCAAGCUUAACUCAGACUGGCCGGUCUAAUAGCAAGUUACCAAAUAUUUUUACCGUUCGAUAGGGGAGGUAAAUUUCAGUUGGCUAAGGACUAAUAGUCCAAUGGCCGUAACGUUAAUGGGCUGAAAUCGGCCCAUGGUAGGAGUUAAAAAAAAAAACGUAUUAUUCUAAGACCGUUUGGAUGCAACACCAAACGCGCCGUUCAACUGUCGCGGACCCUGCGUUUUGUUUAAACGGCCCACAGGCGCCACUCAGUUGAGACGCUUCGGAUUCUCUCUCCCUUGUUUCAGAGAAACACAGUGCGUUUGGGGAGAAUGGCAAUGGAAGGCCGUUAUGGCGGAGGAUGCGGCAGUGUGAGCAAAUGCAUGGCGGAGUUUGUGGACCAAGGUAGCGCAGAGAGCCUUAGGUAUUACCUCUCUCGGAAGACGAUUCUGGAAAUGCUACGAGACCGAGGCUAUGAUGUGGCUGACUUAGAGGUUACUCGCUCGCUUGCGGAGUUCCGAGUCGAGUUUGGUGACAAACCUGAGCUCAAACGCCUACGUAUCUCCGCCUCUCUACGCUCAAAUCAGCGUAGACAGAUAUUGGUUGUCUUUAUGGGCUCCGAUGAAAUCAGAACGGCAGCUAUCCGUGGUCUUCUUUGCCAGAUUCCUAACAAAGAAAGUUUACAUGGGUUGAUAUUGAUAUUGCAAAGUAAAAUGAACCAUUUUGCGCGGAAAGAGUUGGAUAAAUUGCAAUGUAAAGUUGAGACUUUUCAAAUUACUGAAUUGCUGUUGAAUAUCACCAAGCAUGUUAUACAGCCAACAUAUGAGAUAUUGACCGCUGAACUGACGCAACAGCUGUUGAACAAGUACAAGACUGAAGACAAACAGUUGCCAAGGAUGCUAGAAACCGAUGCUAUUGCACGAUAUUAUGGUUUGGAAAAGGGGCAGGUGGUCAAAAUUACUUGCAGUGGUGGACUUGUUGAUUCCCUUGUCACUUACCGCUGUGUUAAGUGAUGCUUUCAUGUUGUGCACUACCUUUAGCAUCGUCGGCUUAUGAGUAUAGAGUUGAAUAUUUCAUGGUUUACAGGUUCACAUGGUGUAAAAGAAUUGAGGCUUACAUUUUGCCUGCACCCUGAUAUGAUAAAAUUGUUGAAUUUUGAUUGACAUCUUUUCCUGGCAUCACUUUUUUCUGCUGGUUGGCAUGAUUCUGCAAGCUUCCUGGAUGUUAACUGAUCAUGACAAGUGUUUAUUCAGGACAAAUUGCUAGCUGGCUGCUUCACUAGUGACUAGCCAAUCAAAUGAAGUUGGUUACUAUGCUACAAUGUUGGGUUCUGCAAAUGCUAAUUCCUUUCGGGUUCAAAGCCCACCUUCCAGAAAAGGCUCGGCAUGUUUUGAGUUAAAAUCACGAACUGAAGGGCCUAUUCUGGACUUGGCUGCCGGGCCACUCUGGUUCACGAGAUCUGAGCCUUUUAUUUC
Messenger RNA from Manihot esculenta (cassava), 1513 nucleotides. Its product is annotated as DNA-directed RNA polymerase V subunit 5C. Gene Ontology annotation, biological process: DNA-templated transcription. The coding region runs from base 371 to 1051 and encodes 226 amino acids. The transcript has 4 exons. Gene Ontology annotation, molecular function: DNA binding; DNA-directed RNA polymerase activity. The record is from RefSeq and is a predicted model, not a curated record. NCBI's taxonomy places the organism in Eukaryota, Viridiplantae, Streptophyta, Magnoliopsida, Malpighiales, Euphorbiaceae.